GCAUCGGUUAUGCAUCCAUUGUGAUCGUGUCCCUCCUGAACGUGUAUUACAUCGUCAUCCUGGCAUGGGCAGUCUACUACCUAUUUGAUUCAUUUCAGAAAGAGCUCCCCUGGUCCCUCUGCCAUCAGAAGUGGAACACCCCGUAUUGUUUGGAAGACUACCUGAGAAAGAACAGAACGUUAAUGGCCCUCAAUGUCACAAACUACACCUCACCUGUCAUCGAAUAUUGGGAGCGAAAAGUGUUGAGCCUGUCCAAGGGAAUUGAUCAGGUUGGCUCUCUGAAGUGGGACCUGGCCCUCUGCCUCCUCUUGGUCUGGACAAUUUGUUUCUUCUGCAUUUGGAAAGGAAUCAAAUCAACCGGGAAAGUUGUAUACUUCACAGCCACAUUCCCCUUCCUCAUGCUUUUCGUGCUGUUAUUACGUGGAGUCACCCUGCCUGGAGCUGCCUCUGGCAUCAAAUUUUAUCUGUAUCCUGAUGCCUCCCGUUUGGUAGAUCCACAGGUCUGGAUUGAUGCCGGGACCCAAAUCUUCUUUUCCUAUGCUAUCUGCUUGGGGGCAAUGGUCUCGCUGGGAAGCUAUAAUGCCUACAAAUACAACUGCUACAGGGACUGUAUGCUGCUGGGAUGCCUGAACAGUGGUACCAGUUUUGUGUCUGGCUUCGCAAUUUUUUCCGUCCUGGGCUUCAUGGCACACGAACAAGGGGUGGACAUUGCAGAUGUGGCCGAGUCAGGUCCAGGCUUGGCUUUCAUCGCCUACCCGAAAGCUGUAUCGCUGAUGCCUCUGCCCACGUUUUGGGCCAUUCUUUUUUUUAUUAUGCUUCUGUUGCUUGGACUGGAUAGCCAGUUUGUUGAAGUUGAAGGACUGAUCACAUCAUUGGUUGAUCUGUACCCAUCCUUCCUAAGGAAGGGUUACCGACGGGAAAUCUUCAUUGCUUUAGUGUGUAUCCUUAGCUACUUUCUGGGCCUUACUAUGGUGACUGAAGGUGGCAUGUAUGUGUUUCAACUCUUUGACUACUAUGCAGCUAGCGGUGUAUGCCUCUUGUGGGUUGCAUUCUUUGAAUGUAUUGCUAUUUCCUGGGUAUUUGGUGCUGAUCGUCUUUACGAUCGCAUUGAGGAGAUGAUUGGAUAUAGACCUAGCCCCUGGAUGAAAUGGAGCUGGUGUGCCAUCACACCCAUUCUUUGUGUUGGAUGCUUCAUCUUCUCUUUGGUUGAACAUACACCACUGACCUACAACAAAGAGUAUGUCUACCCUGAAUGGGCCAUUGGCCUAGGCUGGUGCUUGGCCCUCUCUUCCAUGUUAUGCAUCCCCUUAAUGGUGGUUAUUCGGAUUGCCCAGUCAAGUGGAUCACUCAUUGAGAGGUUAAAGGCAGCAACUGUCCCCAAGCAUGUACAUCGGUGGCACCAUGAGCCUGAGGGGUCCACACCGUUCUGUUCCAGAGACAACUCGAAUGGCGACCUCGUGAAACCCACCCAUAUCAUUGUGGAGACCAUGAUGUGAGCUCUCUCUGUGAGAGGAGAAACCUGCUUUAACUGCCGUUUACUAACCUUAGAUUCUCAUAGUACCAGGUUUACAGAGCUUUAUAUUUGCACUAGGAUUGGAUUUUUUUUUGUUUUUUUUUUCCUUGUUUGUUUUUUCAUUCUCACAGAGAAAGUUAUUUUUCAUGUGUGCGCACGUGUGUGUGUGUUGUAUUUUUUUUAAAGACUAUUUUAUAAAGUAACCACAUGCAGAUGUCUCCAAGGAGACUGAGCUUUCAUAUCAAAUUAGAUGUAUUACAGGAAUUUAUUAAUUUUUUUUAUACCUAGCUAUGAUUAUACACCUUUACCACUUGAAUUGAUCUUCUUGCCAGCAAUAUAUUCAGUUUCUAAAGCAAUCUCCAGGUGCUGGUGUGGAUGGGUCAUGCACAAGAGCUCUAGGGUAAACUUUGUCCCAAAGAGCAAAAAGAAAUGCUAUUCUGAGCAUUUCAAAGGUGUAGUACCUUUUGAAUGUGGUUCAGGGAAGAACAAAAAUGACAGGUGGAGAGGACCUAGGCAGCCCACCAUGUUGGCCACUGUUGGCCAAGGCCACAUUGGCCAAGGCCACAUCAGAAAGAGUGAAGGAGGCAUUGGGAGUGAAGCCAAUAAAAGGUUGGAUGUUGGAGCUUCAUUACCCUUGUAUUUGUAGCUGAGGAGAGAGAGGCUCACACACACAAAAUAUGACUAAGUGUGAAACAGGAGACCUCCAACUCCCACAAAAUCAACAAAGGAAAUGAACUUGUCUUGGAGUUCGCAGCAGAAAUACUAUCACUGAAGACUUUCUAAGAGUAAUAAGAGCCUCAGUUUCAGGUAAUUCUUUUUGAAUAAAGUCAAAAAAGGAAUCAUAACCUAGACUUUUGGAAAUUUUAAUUAAUAAAAAAUGUGCCCUAUAGUCUCAAAGAAUUGAAUUGAAUACAAUAAUCAUGCUUUAAAAUUAGAAACCAUUAAAGGCAUUGUAGCCCUCUGAUAUUUACUGUAACUCACCAGUAGCAAAGAUUUUCCCCCAACUUGAGUUUUGCUUAGACGCCAUUUUGCUAAAUUGGCUCCUGCUUCCGUCCCAAUAGUUAGACUCCCUAGCCUUCCUGGCUAGGCUAGGGAUAAAGGAUGGCAAGUUGUGGGGAUUAGGACUCUUGGUGGGCUUCUGUUGCAAUUGUCAGGCUGACCCAUUUAUAAUUUUGGGGCCAUUCUAGGAUUGCUCAUCCAUAUUCAGCGUUGACCUUCAAAUGAUUGGCUUUCUUCUAGUGUGCUCAGGUUUCAGGAAGCCCUAAGGAAGAGGAGGGGUGAUCUUUGCUGAAUUAUUAGGAACCACCUUGCCUCUUGAAGGGUUUUGUCUCAGCUACAGGGUCCAUUAUCUGCUUCCAUGCCAUCACAUUUUUUGUUAGUGGUGGUUUUUUUAAAUUUGUUUUUACGUUUUUUUUUUUUUUAAUGGAAACAUACCUGGUUCUUGACAUUCCUAAAAAAUCACAAAUCUCUAACCCACCAUUAUGGUGUGGCUUUCCUAAACCAAACCAUGUAUUUGAUGAGUUACAUAGAUACAGGGAUGAAGGAGGAGAGUGCAAGUGGACCAAAGAAAGUAUGAGAUGUAUUUGGGACCUGCCUUGAAUUGGGGAGUUCUGAGUGGAACUUGAGGAUAUGACAGUCACUAAAAACCAGUGUGCUGUUACUCUUUCUAGCCUUUCCCAGUCUUAUCUUGUCACUAUCCUCUUUCCACCUCCAAGUAUUUGUUUAAAAGAUAUAGAAGCCUCCCAGCUGAGUCUGUAACUAAGUCUUCUUGGAGUUAGGAGAAGGGGCAGGCAGCGGCCUUAUGCCCCAGAAAUUAGUGAGACUUAGGUGGAGUCACUUCCUUACCACCUCACUGUUUGGAUUGUCCAUUGAAAACCCACCCAAAUCCAGCCAUAACCAAAUAGGGAGAUAGCAAUGUGUUGUGUGACUCAGUCUUCUAAGCAGCCAGUGCUAAAUGAAUCUUUUCUGAGAAGUAGCUUCCUGGUUUGCCUGUAUCCCUGACCCUACCCAGUCCCAGAGAAAAGGGGGAUUUCCAUGUCAUGGGAAUAAUCAUGGUCCAUUUCACAGCUACAGGAUAGGACUUGGGAGCAGGUGUCCAGCCUAAAUUCUCAUCCAAAAAUGAAAGUCCUUGGCAGCCUUAGGUAGACGCCACAGUAGCAAAACGCUAAUUUUUAUGAUGCUAGAUGUGUUGUUUAGACAAACACUACAUAGCAACAGACAGUGGAUGGAAGGAAGUAGGAGAGGGGGAAAGGGAAGAACUGAAGGGUGGGAGAAUGAAAAAAAAGUUGAUGUAUUAAGAUUUUUAGUGGGGCCAAUAUCCCCAAGACAAUAUUUCCCCAACCCCCUACAGGGUGAAUAAUUAUGCUCCACUAUGAACCAGAGGAGAUGGUACUACACCUUUAAAAUCACCACUAAGGAGACACCAGCCCCAUUUCUAACUUGAACUGUGCCAUUCAAAUCAAUUGCUUCCAAGUUCAGAGUAUAUUACCAAAAAAAAAAAAUUCUUAAGUGUCACACACAUAUGCAAUGACCUCAUUGUAUGAAGUGAAGUGUAUGAAGUGAAGUGUUUUUGUUUUUGUUUCUGUUUUCCUGGGAUAAGGUACUCUGGCCCUGGUAGUAGAGUUCGGCCUGGCUUAGAGACAAGGCUGGAUUCUCAGAAAGCAGGAUCUCACUAAGAAAACCUGCCCUCCAUCCCUGACUCCAGAUGCAGAGAGCUGUUUGGAGCAUGUCCUGAUGCAGGGGUGCUCGAGGCAGGAGGGCAGUGCUUUUCAAAUACUUUUAUCUGUUCUAAAUGUAACGCAUUAAAAAUUCACCUGCCCCCCAAAAUGAUAUUCUGCCAAAUGUAACUUAUAAUCCAAACUCUUUAACAAUUCUACUAUGUUUAUAUUUUUCUGGGUAUUUAUGAUUGUAAAUGUAUCCCCUUCUCCCCACACCCCAGUUUCCUUUGUAGAAAUGUAACCUAUUUGUUGUAUGGAACUUUAGUGAACUUAACCAUUCAUCAUGAUUGGGGAUGGGUGAAUCAACUGCAAAAAAUACCCCUUCUGCUAUCCCCUUUCACCCCCAAGCCAGAGCCGAACCUGGCAAGUUACUACUUUCGAUCAUCCUGGUCAGGAAGUAGAAACAUGGAGUGAAAAAUGGCGGUGUUCUGAGCCCUUCCUAAAUUCAUACAUUCUGCGACUGGCUUGAGGAAGGUCUCAUCUUUCAAGAUCCUCAGGCCAGCCAUUUUUCUAGACCAAAGAUUUCUAGACAAAGCUCUCAGCCGUCAACUAGAAGGUUGGCUACUCCCACUGAUGACAUUUUCGGAAGCAUUGGUGUUUCACCCAUCAUCAAACAUAAUCUCUCUUAUGACUAUUCUGUCUGUAUAGAACAUGACUCCAUGGAUAGUAUGUGUAAUAAUGGUCAACUUUUAUAUAUUCAUUUAUCUAUAUAAAUCAAACUUUUAAUUAGCAUUUUGAUGAGUCUGGUCCUACUCUGUCUAAGUAUGUGAGAUGCAGGCCAUCUGGAUAUCGAGGGGCCCAGAUGUGGUUGAAACACCAUUUUUCAUGGAACACAAGUCAAAGGAAUGCACUGCCUUCACCAUUUUUCCUCCCUAGGGAGAUGUCUCAGGUUGUGAGAUCUUGAAGGGCAGGAAGAGAAUAAUUGGUGGGGAGAGAGAAAAAAAAAAGAAACCUUUGGAAAUCAAAGGACAGUCCCUGGGAUAAAUCUUAGCUGGAAUGAACUUGAUCAAAUGAGAUGAGUAGCUUUUUCUUCAGAAAGGGUCCAAAGAUUCAUAGAAUGUUCCAGCUGUGAGGGACUUUGAAAAUGAUCUGGUCCAAGCCCUCAUUCUGCAGAUGAGAGAACUGAGGUUCGGAGAUGGGAAGUGACUUGCCCAAUGUCCUACAUCAAGUUAGUUCUAGACUCAGGCCUAGAACUUGGGUCUCCUGUCUCCUAUUUCCUAGUUCAGGGCUUUUUUUCCCCCACCACUCUACCUCUGUCCCCAUGGUAAUGAUGCUUGGUCUUGAUCUGAAAUCAAAACUCCUAUGGAACAGCACAACUCUCCUAUCUCAUUAGUAUUGCUUAUCACCAAAUGCUAUUCAAAACUGGAUAGAGAUGAAUUGAAUUAGUUGAAAAAAUUGUAGGUAAAUGUCUUUUAAAAUCUUUGGAAGGGCUCUUAAGAACACAGAACAUUAAAGCUAAAAGGGACCUGAGAACAUAAAAUGUUAGUGCUAGAAGGAGUGUUAGAACAGAGAACAUUAGAGCUAGAAGGAACCUUAGAACAGAGAAUAUUCAUAUAGAGAAGAUUAGAACUGAAAAAAAAAAACCCUUUAGAUCUUAUAAUGCCAGAGCUGAAUGUGACGUCAGAGAACAUCUUUAUGGAAGAGAUUUAUAAAGGAGGAAGGCAGGCAGAACUCCUGACUACAUCUAUAAUACUUUAAUAAUUACUAGUACUCCUAAAAAUCAGAAGUUAUGUCCCUCUUCCUCACAUUUCCUUCUUUGACAUUUAGAGUGAGGCAAAGACAGUGAAAUCCCGCCCAGCUCACAGAAUAGACUUCUCAUCCACCAAGAUGAGAUGUCUGUCAAGAUGGGAGUUGAAUUAAGUGGACUAUUUCUUAUUUUAUGGAGAGGGUGGCAAGCAGAGGGGGAAGAAGUUUGCUUCUGAUUGGCUGAGGAGCCUGGCAAACCCCAGAGAUGGUAGUGUAGUAUACCUAUUAGGAGAGGUAAGCCUUCGAGAACUGUCAGUAGAUUCUGAUCUAAUGUUGGGGAUCUACCGAUUCUAGAGGUUCCCUCCAGCUUGGCAAGUGUUGUGAUGGUUUCUUCUUGAAUCUGGGAUCUAUUAUUCCACUUUUACUCUAUGGCUACUCAUUCACUUCCACAAAUCCUUCCAGUCAUUGUAACUAAAGUGCCCAGGUAAUUAAUCAUCUUUUGAAAAAAUUGGAGUAAGCAGCAUACUCGACUAAGAUCCAAAUAACAGCCCCAGUGACAAGAAAAAAACAAGGAAGGUUAAAAUAAUAAUAACUUUCAAAAAGCCUGACAAAGAUUUGAAGAAAAGGUUGGCAUUUGAGGGUGAUGACUGAAAAGUUGAGAGGUUGGCUCUCCUUCAGCCUUUCCCUUUUAUUUGUUUUGAUAUGAGGUGCUGAUUAUAAUCUACCCAGCUCUAUAUGUGUGGACCUGUCCAUCAUUCAAAUUCAUUGCCCGCUAGAAAAAGCUGUACAACUGCCAGAUUUCUCUGCAGACUCUAGGAUCACUUCUCUGAUGUUCUAUGUGGCUUUGUUUGAUGGGACCCCUUCCCAUGCUUUCUUUACCCCUUCUUGAACUCUGCUCCUUCCUUCUCCCAUUGGACUCCAGCCUCAGGCUCCCUAUUUUGCCCCACAGCCUCCCCACCCCUAGUGAUCCCUUCACCCUCAGCUCCUACAUAUCCCUUACCCUUCUUAAGGCAACAAAUCUAAACUGGCAAGUUGUAUUGCUCUGAGCAUUCUCUUCAGUGCUAGUGGGUCUAUGCCCACCUACCUUUGCCCUCAAGGCUCUCUUUUUCGUCUCUGUGUUUUUAAGAUGUCAUGGACCCAUUAAGGGUCAUGGAAGACAGAAUGGGAACACAGAGGCAGAGCUUUUGAAACAAACCCCAACCAGCAUCUCCAGGUGUACCUUUAAUUGUGAGCAAGGAAAAGCCCACCUAGUAAGGAUUAAAAUACUUUCUCCACUGGACAUUCAUCAUUUAGCAAGGAUCAGACUCAGGACAGAGAAGGCCCCCCAGAGUGGGGACCCAAGGCACAAAGCAAGCAUGAAAUUAAACUGACUUAGAUCUCUUAGCAUGUGACCAGGUUUUAGGAAAUCUCAACUUUGGAAUCAGAUUCUGUGUGGGUGUUGUAAAUAAUUUUGUGUCUGACAAAAAGUAAAAAAAAUAAAAACAGAAAGAAAAAAUGGAUUAAAAAUAUUCAAAUCUUGGAGGAUUUGGGGGCCAAUCAGAGACAGAGAAUGGAGGGCCCUGAGGGCAGAAAACUACAAGAGACCCCAAAAGGUGACUUUCCUGGGUGCUGGAGUCAGCCAGGCCAAGUCCUCCCUGGAAAGCAUGUUUCAAUUGGAAGCUGUUCUUCAUUGUUGCAUUGUGAAUGUUACCACCGAUGCUUCCAGAGUUUUGCGACAUCAGAUGUGACAUCUCGUCUAUGUAUUUGGCUUUUAAAAAAAAUGUGGGUUCCUUUAAAAAAAAUCAUAGCAACUGUGACUAUAUGAUUAGCACAUUGGAAAGUGGGGAUCUUCCUAUUUCCUCCUUUCAAAUGCAAAUCUGUCGGGAUAAUCUGAACUUUUUUAAAACUUUAAAGAUAUUUUUAAGACAUUUUCAGCUUUUUUUAAAUUAAAAAAUAUCCACAAGAGACUGUUCCGAACAGGAAUAUUUGUAUUUGAACAAGAUUUUCGGCAUGUAAUUCAGUCUUGCAGUAUACAAGCUUUGUGUAUAAACGUUUGAUGAUAUGAAUCUCUGUUUGUACUUGGCAGGUUUUUUUCUGUUUUGCUUUUUAGAUAAUAUGUAUAUCAAUAUUUUUAAGUCAUCUUUGCUUUUGUUUUUUUUAGAGAAGUUUGUAAUCACCUUAUAACAGAUAAAAAUAAACCUUUCCUUUAUAAAUCCAA
Trichosurus vulpecula (common brushtail) is the source of this 8113-nucleotide messenger RNA. RefSeq names its product solute carrier family 6 member 6 (gene SLC6A6). Gene Ontology annotation, biological process: sodium ion transmembrane transport; taurine transmembrane transport; neurotransmitter transport. Lineage: Eukaryota; Metazoa; Chordata; Mammalia; Diprotodontia; Phalangeridae. Gene Ontology annotation, cellular component: plasma membrane. Gene Ontology annotation, molecular function: taurine:sodium symporter activity. The record is from RefSeq and is a predicted model, not a curated record.